AGAGAAGCACAAAUCAAAACAACACAGAGACAGACUAGAAUACUAGUAGUCUAGAGACUGUCAGUGCAGCGAUGGCUUGUCUGCUUUACUGUUAGUAAUAGUAGUAUCUGGGGUGCAUAUGUCACUACGUGUGUCUUCCCAUGAUAACUUGAAGCAGGAUCCCAUAGCAAGGGUCUUUGUUUCUUUCGUUUGGUCUUUCGCACAUCUACGGUAUGUCAUUGAGUAGGUCCAUACCGCGCAUCGAGUGAAGGUGAGAACCAAUUGGACAAAUCCAUGUGUCAGUGAACAAAUAUUCACACUUAUCUACAUGUGUGACCUGUGAGGAGUCAGCACUUACAGAUUCAGCGAAUCGUGGUCACUGCACCAAGCAACACACUGGCUCAUCACAUUCACCCGUUAUACGCUGGUCUGGGCUGAUUUGUUGCUGUAUCUCUAUUGCCAGUGGAUGUCUGGACGGCCAGUGAGAAAGCCAAAGCAAUCUGCUUGCACGGAGACGUGUCUUCCCGUGGAGCGAGAUGACCUGACUGCUGACUCUCUAGCUUGCCUGGUCAUUGCCGUCCUGGAAGCGGUUCUCUUCGAGCGCAGCCAGAUCCCGUGUGUAGUCAAGAUCCUACGGCGAGUGGAAAGUCAGGAAGAGGGGGCUGCUGAUGGAGCGCCAGUGCGACGGCGUGGCCCACAGCGGCAGGACAGGAGCAAGUUCCUGGCUGAGCUGCAGCUCGUGUCGGACGCAAUGAAGGCAGCCGUGGCGAAUGUCGAUGUGAAGAGUGUCAUGCUGAUGUUCGGUGCGACAACGAUCAGUGCUAAGGAGGUGUACGAGGUUGACAUUAGCCAACUUACUCGGUGCCCAGAUGCCGGCCAAGCGACGAACAACGAUAAGCUCUGCCGUUUUAGUCUGCUGGGAAUGCUAGCAAGCCAUGUUGAUUGGACUAAGAGACUAAAGCCAGCUAAGACAAUAAUGCGAGCAUCUGUUUUGCUAAACAUCCCUUAUCCGCCUCCCGAGCACCUGGGCCUGAAGCCGGUAAGAGCAUUUAGGAUACCAAGAACCGCGGUCCACGUUCGCUUUGUUGCCCGUGGACCGGGAGCCAGUCGGGAUCAGACACUUGCCAGAGAGAGCAAUGCUGAAACCGUCUCACCUGCAGCUGCAGCAAUGCCUGGCUUUCCUGUAGAUGCUACCCAUGAAGUUCUCGAUGGUGUAACUGCAAGCGACGCUGAUGACCUGGCCAGUCGCAUGGAAACUUUCAGUGUGUCCAGUGAGGAAACAGGCUCUGGUAGUGCAGACUCAACAGCAACAGCAUGCGCUGCUGCUGAUGCUGCUGCUGCAAUCUGUGACAAGGCUGUAGCUUGGUAUCAGAUUCCAGUCACAUUGAGAGGAUUCUCAGGGACUAGUUGAUUUAUUGACGUGACAAACAAGAUGCGAUUAUCUGAACUCAUGUGCAACGACAAUGCACCAAAGUUGCUUUACUUUUCUCAUUCUUUUUGGAAAUAUCACAUUUUUAAUUGCUUAUCAGCUGAGCAUGGAUUCUCGAAAUGUACGUGUAAAAUUAAUAAUGUAGGUGUACAUGUAACUGCAAGCCGAGACACCCUGCUACAUUCAGAUCAGACCAGACAGCAGGUAAAAUUCAAAAAAAAACCACUAUGCCAGGUAGCCGGGUGUAGUUGUGCGUUUGAUAUUAGUCCGUUUGCAAGAUGAGCAGUCACUGAGCACACGCAGGACUCUCUGUACAUGUAGUUGCACUGAUCACACUGGCACUCCACUGCCACUAAUGGCGUGUACUUCGUUCCUGGUAGGAUAUGUGCGUCUUCUUAUUCUACACUAAGAAUGUGUGGACAUCACGCAACUGCAUUAUGAAAGAAAAGGGCGUUUGCCAGUUGACAAACCCCCUUUUCCUACUUAUUCAAGUCAUGUUCCAGUAACUUAUGAUUGCAGAUGCAACCGGCCCUGUGACGUCAUGAGUCGUUACAGUUACCUGAUAUCA
Molecule: messenger RNA, 1976 nt
Organism: Sycon ciliatum
Lineage: Eukaryota; Metazoa; Porifera; Calcarea; Leucosolenida; Sycettidae
Exons: 2
Coding region: 446-1390 (314 amino acids)
Biological process (GO): regulation of exit from mitosis
Cellular component (GO): nucleus
Source: RefSeq, a predicted model, not a curated record